AUGGCCAUGCUAGGCAUGCCAUCAAUGGUGUUUGCUGCAUCUCUGACCCAGGUCUCUAACUGGGGUAAUCCUGUCAACGGGGUCAGCAUGUAUAUUUAUGUACCUGACCGGGUGGCAACUAAGCCUCCAGUUAUUGUGGCGAUUCAUCCAUGCGGGGGCUCUGCGCAAGAGUACUUUAGUCUUACCCGGCUACCCUCGUACGCGGAUAGCUUUGGCUUCAUCCUCAUCUAUCCCCAGACGACUAAGGAUCAAAAUUGCUGGGAUUGCUACAGCUCUGCAUCUAACACUCACAAUGGCGGUAGCGACUCAAAGGCCAUUGCAGCCAUGGUUUCGUAUACUCUUGGCAAGUAUAAUGGCGACGCCUCCAAGGUUUUCUCUGUGGGGUCCUCGUCUGGGGCUAUGAUGACACCGAUCCUUAUGGCUGCCUAUCCCGACGUCUUUGCUGGAGGCGCAGGCUUUAGCGGAGUUCCAGCUGGAUGCUUCGAGAACGCGACCUCUUCUACACCAUCCACCCCAGACCAGAGCUGCCCCCACGCCCAGAAGGGUUUUACAGCGCAGCAAUGGGGAGAUAUUGCACGCGCCGAGUAUCCGGGAUACACUGGUCAGUACCCGAAGAUGCAAGUUUGGGAGGGGACUGCCGAUACUCUAGUGACCAUUGGGAAUCUUCAAGCUCAGUUGGACCAGUGGAGCAACGUCAUGGGGUUGAGCUUUUCACACAACGAGACCAACACGCCGCAGUCAGGCUAUACGAAGAUUGUUUACGGCGACGGCACAAGAUUGGUUGGCUACAGUGCUGCAGGCGUAGGCCACUUUGUGCCUUUUCAUGAAACUGAUGUCCUCGACUUCUUUGAUCUUCUGGGCGGCACUUCCACAAGUUCUUCUACACAGCCUUCAGGCCCCACGAGCACAACGGGAGGCGGCGGAGGCCCCAGCUGUACUGCAGCUCACUGGGCACAAUGUGGCGGAAUGGGCUACAGUGGAUGCACAGUCUGUGCCUCUCCAUACAGCUGCCAGGUCUCAAACGCGUAUUACUCUCAAUGUCUGUGA
Trichoderma atroviride IMI 206040 is the source of this 1047-nucleotide messenger RNA. RefSeq lists its product as uncharacterized. Gene Ontology annotation, cellular component: extracellular region. Gene Ontology annotation, molecular function: hydrolase activity. NCBI's taxonomy places the organism in Eukaryota, Fungi, Ascomycota, Sordariomycetes, Hypocreales, Hypocreaceae. The record is from RefSeq and is a predicted model, not a curated record.